AGAAAUCAAAAGGAAGGAGAGACUGGUUGAAAGCACAAACCCUCCUCACUUCAACGCCUCUCCUCCCUUUCCACACAUAGCUUCGCUCCCACACCCUCACACACCCCAUGUCUUCUGGAGGAGGAGGAGAUCGCCAUGCCCCCUACCAGCAGCACGGUCACGGCCACCUCGCCCGCGGCGACCGCGGCGCUGAUGAUUACGUGUACAACAGCAGUGACAUGGAAAGUUUCUUCUUCAGCCAGCUGCCGAGUGGCGUCGGUGGUGGUGGCGCCACCGGCGUCGGCGGUGCCGACGAGAUCAUGCCGUACUCCAGCAUCACGGACUACCUGCAGGGGUUCUUGGAUCCCUCCGGGCUAGCUCGGCACCUCGACGUACCUGGCCCGUCGUCUCAGGAUACGCCGGUCAAGCAGGAGCUGUCGGUGGAUGUGACGAGUCACGACAGCCAGGGCACCGGCGGUGUGGCCGGAGAAGGCGUGGCGCAGGCGACGCCCAACUCAUCGGCGUCCUUCUCGUCCAGCGACGGAGAGGCCGAGGGCGGGAAAUCACGCCGGUGCAAGAAGGGCCAUGCGAAGGCGGAGGACGAGAAAGAUGAGGAGGAUGGAGAGAACUCCAAGAAACCGAAUAAGCCCAAGAAGAAAGCUGAGAAGAGGCAGCGGCAGCCGCGGGUCGCCUUCCUCACCAAGAGCGAGGUUGAUCACCUUGAGGACGGCUAUCGGUGGCGCAAGUACGGCCAGAAGGCCGUCAAGAACAGCCCAUACCCGAGGAGCUACUACCGCUGCACGACGCCCAAGUGCGGGGUGAAGAAGAGGGUGGAGCGGUCGUACCAGGACCCGUCGACGGUGAUCACGACGUACGAAGGGCAGCACACGCACCACAGCCCGGCCAGCCUCCGCGGCGGGGGCGCCGGAGGGCACCACCUCUUCAUGCCCGGCGGCUUGCACGGCCUGCCGCCGCCGUCGCACCUCAUGCCGGCGGGGUUCCACCCUGAACUGAUGGGCCUAAUGCACCACUACCCCAUGGCGGCCGCCGCCGCGAACCCUAGCAUGUACUUGCCAGGCGUAGCUGCUCCGCCUCCUGCGGCUGCAGAUGCAAUGUCCACGGCCCCUCCUCUUCAGCAGCAUCACUUCACCGACUACGCCCUCUUGCAAGACCUCUUCCCUUCAACAAUGCCCAGCAACGCCCAUGACUAACUUCAAUUCUAUACACAAAUAUACUACUUAACUAGCACCCGGAUAUAGGAAGAGAGAAUUUAUCAAGAUGCUUUUCAAACAGUGGAGGAGCUGCGCCAAAAUGUGAUCUACGUACCACAGUGAGUGCUCGAGCUUGGUCUUUGUGAGAAUAUAUAAUUGGUAUUAAUUAAUUGAUUUCGAUCUGCAAGCUUCCAUCUUGAAACGUAUAACCUGUACGUGUGUGUGCACUGCAUGCUUUUUCUCUCUUCCAUUUGUCAACACCUCCCUGGUUACAAACUGAACGGAUCAGUAGAGAUGGACGCUACAACUUUAUAACUAUAUAGAACGGCUUCCACUUAAUUCUUCAGCUAGCCCUUUUCCGUUACUAUUCUACACCUCGACUUAUUGUACAUGUACUAAUGUAUAUCAUGUGUACCUCAUUGACUCAUUUCGGAGAGAGGAAAUCAAUAGUUUUCACAUUAAUGUUGCUUAA
Messenger RNA from Oryza brachyantha (malo sina), 1662 nucleotides. RefSeq names its product WRKY transcription factor 71-like. Gene Ontology annotation, molecular function: DNA-binding transcription factor activity; sequence-specific DNA binding. Gene Ontology annotation, biological process: regulation of DNA-templated transcription. NCBI's taxonomy places the organism in Eukaryota, Viridiplantae, Streptophyta, Magnoliopsida, Poales, Poaceae. The coding region runs from base 108 to 1190 and encodes 360 amino acids. The transcript is spliced from 3 exons. The record is from RefSeq and is a predicted model, not a curated record.